Molecule: messenger RNA, 2538 nt
Organism: Alternaria ethzedia
Lineage: Eukaryota; Fungi; Ascomycota; Dothideomycetes; Pleosporales; Pleosporaceae
Exons: 2
Coding region: 1-2538 (845 amino acids)
Source: RefSeq, a predicted model, not a curated record
AUGGGCAAACUAAAAGCGGCGUCAAAAGGCACCGAAUUAGCAGGAUGCGGUCGAGAUUUCUUCAAGCUGGGUCGCAUAGAACUGCAAUGCGAGACAGCACCAAAUCAUACCAUUGUAGUCGAGCCUGAAGUGGAUGCCUCGCAAGACCUACUAGCGAACGAAGACACCCCAAGUCCUCCCUCGUCGAGAGCAACACCAAAAGCGUCCUCGGCUGAAGCUAUGGAGAUUGACUCGCGUGCGCCAUCUGUAGAUCACCCAGAUCACACUCGCGGGCGGUACGAGCCAUCCCAAGACCGUAAUUUACAACAGCAGCAGCAGUCGUUGCACUCUGUCGGAGACAACACACCGUCGUUACCAGCACCAUCAUCGAUGCAGUCUUCGAUACGGAACUCCCCACAUGCUUUUGCUCAAGACGCGCUGAGCACUGCACCGCAGUCAAAUGCUCCCUAUCAUCAAGAACCUCCUAAGUCUCACCAAGGUCCUGGCGUUGAGUCAAUGAGCGGUCCACCUGAGGUGCCAACAAUGGUCCCUCAGACCAACGGCCAUCACUAUCCUCGUUCGCCAGAAGACGUUAGCAUAGACGCUAUGGCGCGUAUACAGACGCAAAUGUCCCACAACAGUGGCGCCUUAGCUGCGCAUACCCGCGACAUUAGGCUUCACCAGGAGAAGAUGGACCAAACAGCAGAGGCACUGCGUCAGGAAUACCAGUUCAAGUUUCUUCAGCAAAAUGAGCAUAUCAAAAAGGUGGAAGCGCUGGCCGAGAGAUUACAAAGUGAGAUGCAAGGCAUGCACCUUGCCAUGCAAAACAUCAAUCGUGAGUUAUAUACGAUGAGGAUGGAGAGGCAAUCAGGAGCUUCGGCUACGCCCCAUGCCGCUCCAUCUUUCGCGGCGCAGAAUGCAGCAUUAGAGCAAAUGGCGCAGCAGAUGAAUGUUUUGUCGCAUAAGGCGAGUGAUGUAGACCUUCUCAGUACUACUAUCGAGAUCAUGAAGGGGAAAAUCUAUCGACUGGAAGAGCGCGCCGGACCUGAGCCCUCACAAGCACCACCAUAUACGUAUCAAGCUCCGCAAGCAUCAAUGGCACGCCCACCUCACUCGCAUCAGAGUACACCAACGAUGACGCCGAGCAAUGGAGCACCCCAACCGGUAACCAAUGGCCAGCCACAGCAAUCGUCGUUCGCCGCUCCUUCCACCACGGCGACACCUAUGAACGCGCCGAAUCCCACGAGCGUCGGUCCCACUGGAAGUCAGGCUGGCGGAUGGGCCACCAUCAACGCGGGAGUGAAACGAACACAUCAGAACGGCGUUGAGAAUCCACAGGAGGCCAACACUCAAGCACCCGGUUCGCCCAAGAGGCAGAGGCUUGUUGAUGGUGGUCCUUCAGGUUACACAGCCUCGCAACAAACUCCCAUGACAGACCAUCGCUUCCAAACGCCCACGAUACCGUCCCAACAAACUGUACCUGAAUCUGUUCUCGGAUCGCAAUCGCAACAGUCUUCCUACGUCCCUUACGCCACACAAGAUGGCCCUUCAGACGCCAGCUGGCAACCCGAGUCCCAGCGUAUGAUCGAGCAUCGACCGCGUGGGCGUCGGGGUGGGGGUCCUGGAAGUCGAGGUGGCAGAGUUAGGAAGAGUAUGCCAGCCCACGGUACACUCGGAACCCCUGAUUGGGAAAGGCCUGAUUGGCAAGGUGUUCCCGAUUCUCAGAUCAGUCCGUCCGGAUACUACCAACACGUCGCGCAGCCAGGACGAGGGGGCAUUGCGCGGCGAGGCAGUGGCGGUGGGGGUGGUCGUGGCGGUUACCCAACCAGCGAUCGUGCUAGCAGUCUAGGUCUACAAGGUGUGACAGCUGCUAUGAGCUUCGGAUCGCCAGGCGAUAUGUUUGGGUCGGCAAAAAAGACACGCACCAAACCUAUUAGGAAUGCAGAUGGAGUCUUGAUUCGCAAAGACGGCCGCCCAGACAUGCGCUCACAAUCCUCAGCAGCUAACCUCCGCAAGGUGCAUUCACGCAACGAAGGCGAAGCAAGUCACUCACCCACUGGCUUCACGCCCACCAAUCACCAAUAUGCGGCCUCAACCAAUGCACCGGACACGCCGAGUCCAAGCGGGUACGCAGCGGACCCAAGCGCCAGCGAUAAGCACAACGCGAUAAUGGGCAAGAUGUUUCCCGCUGGUGUUGACGCAGCACGGAAACAACAAGACUACACUCGUCAAGUCUUUGAAGAAAACACCGAUCACACCGUCCACCCACGGUCGCAGAACCACGCCCCAGCAACAAAGGCGGCAGUCCAGAUCAAGAGGGAGCAGGUUGAGCGGAACCGAAUCUCCGAAACACAGAGUCCACGGGUGCAGGAAACAGACGUCGACAUGGAUACAGGGGAAGAUCACGCAGACGACGAGCGACAGACGCCCGAGGAAGGCGGCUUAGAUCCCGAAGACCAGACUCAGGAUACGAAUAUGCAGGAAGAACGCGGCACAAGAGCUGCCUCGCAGACUAGUCCGGAAGAUGAGGUAGCUGGAAAACCGCGUAAAUUCAACUAG